AUGUUAGAUCAAGUUGAAACAGAUACAAUUGGUCCCAAGGUUUGUGAAUUAACUAAUAAUGCUUAUAGAACCAAUGAUUCAAGUCUUAAUGAACUUAUUAGUGCACUUAAUAAUAUAUACCAUCUUCCUAAUUUGAUGGAAUUUGCAUAUACAUUUAGAAGAGAUAAAAGCAUCAAAACUAUAAAUAAUGAAAACAUUGAGGUUAUAGAUAAUAAAAAGGAUAAUAGCAUUGAAAUUGCAAUUGUUAGUAGUAGUUCUGCAUUAAAUAAUUUGGAAAGUGUUUGA
Messenger RNA from Cetraspora pellucida, 285 nucleotides. The record is from the annotation of a GenBank genome assembly. Lineage: Eukaryota; Fungi; Glomeromycota; Glomeromycetes; Diversisporales; Gigasporaceae.